Messenger RNA from Limulus polyphemus (Atlantic horseshoe crab), 1079 nucleotides. It is a transcript of the gene Secp43, whose product is annotated as tRNA selenocysteine 1-associated protein 1-like. The transcript has 10 exons. The record is from RefSeq and is a predicted model, not a curated record. The coding region runs from base 101 to 976 and encodes 291 amino acids. NCBI's taxonomy places the organism in Eukaryota, Metazoa, Arthropoda, Merostomata, Xiphosura, Limulidae. Gene Ontology annotation, molecular function: RNA binding.
UCUUUAGUUUGGUUAGAAAUAUAAUGUGCUGAUAAAUUAAAAGUAGCGUUACCAAUUGUUAGUGCUGUUAACAAUUAUCUAGUUCUAUAUUCCAAUAAAAAUGGAUAUGAAGAGUGGUACAAUUUGGAUAGGAGAUCUGGAGCCAUAUAUGGAUGAAAACUUCUUGAAACAGGCAUUCAUGUUGAUGGGUGAAAACCUCCUUCAUGCUAAGGUCAUAAAAAACAAAUUUACUGGUUUACUUACAGGAUACGGGUUUCUAGAGUUUGGUGAUGAAGCAGUAGCUCAACGUGUUUUGCAUCGAUGCAAUGGCAAAAUAGUUCCAAAUACAUCGCCUCCAAAAAGGUUCAAGCUGAACCAUGCCAGUUAUGGUAAAGAACAUCUACAGCAGAAAGAACAUUCCUUGUUUGUAGGAGACCUUAGUCCUGAAGUAGAUGACCUAGCACUCUAUAAUGCUUUCUCUUCCAAAUAUCCAUCUGUCAAGGCAGCCAAAGUUGUGCUUGAUCAAGGAGGAAUCAGCAAAGGUUAUGGAUUUGUACGUUUUAUGUUGGAAUCUGAAUAUCAAGCUGCAUUAGUGGAAAUGCAGAAUGCUGCCAUUGUUGGCUCCAAGCCAAUCAGAGUCAGCAUAGCCACACCCAGAAGGUCAUUUGGUAGUAAUCUAGGUCAGGAUUAUAGGAAUUACUAUCAAUAUUCUGGAUAUGAUUAUCAAGGGUACUAUAACUGGCAAAAUUACCAUCAGCAGUAUUAUGGUUAUGAAUAUGACCAGAACAAUUCUAUCUAUGAUUCCAGUUAUUCUCAACAGUAUGACACUGGAUAUGAAAAUUCAGAAAAUGUUAUUGAAGAACAUGAUAAUCCUCUGGAUAUUGAUUAUUUAAAUGAUAGACUGAUGAAGAGAAAUGAGGAGUUUUAUGCAUCUUUGGAUGCUUCAAGAUGGUUACCAAUAGAGAGUCUAGACCCACCACUGUUACCCAUAAAGUAACAUCAAAGUUUAUGGCUGAUGAAAAAAGAGUGCUUGUAAAUCUCUGUCUUUGUUUCUUUUUUUCCUUUUGUAAAUGAAAUAAACAAAACUGAUUUAUUAUUUU